Molecule: messenger RNA, 2216 nt
Organism: Galleria mellonella (greater wax moth)
Lineage: Eukaryota; Metazoa; Arthropoda; Insecta; Lepidoptera; Pyralidae
Product: globin-1-like
Exons: 4
Coding region: 1459-1983 (174 amino acids)
Biological process (GO): oxygen transport
Molecular function (GO): iron ion binding; oxygen binding; heme binding
Source: RefSeq, a predicted model, not a curated record
GUAAGGAUACCACAAUCUAAAUAGUGAUAUUAUGGAAACUAAAUAGUUAAACUCUGCAUCUCCUUAUUAAAAUCACUGUAUAAGAAAUCUUGAAUUCUAUAUGGUGUGCUAACAUUAUAUUUGUGAUGUGAAUGAGUUUUUUAAGUGGUAUCACCUUUUAGCACCAUAACCACUCAAGUCGCGGUUAAAAGCUAAUACCCAUUUAGUUACUAAGUAGUUUAUUGGCAUAAAUAUAUUUUCUCUUAAAUUUUACGACUGUUACUUUAUGUCAUGUGCCAUUUAACUGUAAUUUCCUAGAGUAAUAAAAAUAAGCGGAGGCAUAACUGGGUUAGUUGUGAUGAUUGACGACAAAUACAAUAGGCACUAUACAUUUUUUACUUAUCAUCAAUAUAGCACUUAUACACAUAUAUAUAAGGUCAUGUCAUGAACAAUAAAUAUAGUCAAUGGUUGUGAUUGAUUGAAAAAAUGAUUGUCACACUUUUCGUGUUUCGAAGGACUCGUUACCCGUUAUACUAAUAAGUCAAAUCAGGCACCUUCAUGUAAAACGAUGGCGACUUAAUAGAGUUGUAGUUAUAGUAGGUAAAUAACGUAAUAAUUAUGUUACUUCCUUACUUUGGUACUUAGAACAAAUGAUUUGAUUAAUAAAAAUAUAUAAGUAGUGAUGACAUAACACUUCUCCGUGUAGUACUCGUAACAGAGUAUACAAUUUAUCACCAAAUUCUUUCGCUUUCACACGAAUUACAAAUGAUUUGCAAUACACGCCCUAGACAAACGGCAAGCGAAUCCAUUGAUGGAAUCGUUAUCGAAAGCGAGUCCAUGAGUUGGAAUGGGACGUCUAACGUUGCUAUCUCAUUCUAUCACGGACUCGCUAGCGAUGUCGGAUCACCGCCAUACACCGCGAUACACCGCCUGCGUAUACCGAUAGCUAAAGUGGAGUUACUAUUUCCAUUAUCACCCAUAAAAAAUACCCUAUCAACUUGUCCUCCAUGCGAUUCCUCUUGAAAAUCAUCGUGGUUAAGUAUUUUUAAAUUCAUCACGAUAGAUCAAUUGAUCUGCUUCAUUAUAGUGCCUCGCCAGUAUAUGCAAAUAUCGUAUAGGUCAUUAAAAAAUACAUGCUCAUAUUAAAGCGUCAAGAGAUAUUAAACUCUUUUUCACAUUUUAUAUUGUCUUAUCAUAACUUUUCCUCUGUACGACUUGUACUAGGACUUAAUAAACAUAUCUACACGUUCAUUCCAUGAACUCAACACAACAGUCUAUCACCAUUGUUUACGCGUUACUCAUGUGUCGAUAAAUUAUAUAAAUAUUGUCGAGUGUUUAAAACAUUAAUUUAAAAUAUUAUUAAAUUGCUUUCGAAUCCAUCACAAAAAGAAAUAUUACAAAAAAUAAAUACUAAAAAAAUACUCAAAUUAAAAGACUUACAUUGUUUGAUAGUGGCGAUAAUAGAUAAUAUUUUUAAAUAUGAUUGGUAUUGGAGGUUUAAUCAAUAAUUUAUGGUGGGGAGGAAACCCAGACGAAGUACACCCCAUCACUGGUCUCUCCCGCCGUGAUGUAUACGCUAUACAACGCUCGUGGUCACAACUGUAUUCGAACCCUGGCAAAUAUGGUCUACUACUAUUUAUUAAACUGUUCAGAGCCGAUCCUGAAACGAAAUCAUUCUUCAAGGCCAUCCAAAAUAUAGGAGAAGAUGAAAUCUCCAAGAGUUUUCAGUUCAGAGCUCACGCAAUCAAUUUGAUGACGGCCAUCAACGCGGCGGUCGUCAGCCUUGAUCAACCUGAGGUGGUGAUCGUGCUCAUGAACAAACUUGGCGAAUCACAUCAUAGGAGACACGUAGAAAUAAAACAUUUUAAGGUAGUGAAAUCAGUAUUAGUAAAUAUAUUGAAGACCGAGUUGAAAGCCAACCAAGCCCUCGUAACCUCGUGGGACCGAUUUGUGGACUUCAUUUACAAACAUAUAUUUGAGAAAUUAAAUAGUCUGACAAAUUGAGAAUGAAGAUUAUAUACAAAUGUAUACUGUAGAGGCAAAUGAUUUAAUUUUAUUUCAAAGACCUUACAUUUAUGUAACUGAUAUAGACUUAUACCUAUAUUUUUGUAGCCUGCAAAAAAAUAAGAAAUAAUAAUAUUUACGUAUGGUAUUUUGAAUUUGUUUAUAAUUAUAUUUUAUUUAUAAAACUUGACAAAUUGUUAAAGAAAUAUUAUUAGAUUAUUGUGUAAAUUAUU